AUGGAGGAGCAUCUAGAGGCUGGGAAGGAGAGCAAGCCCUCCUCCAUGUCCCCGGACCUGCAGGGAGACAGCUCCUUACAGGUGGAGAUCUCUGAUGCCGUCAGCGAGCGGGACAAGGUGAAAUUCACUGUUCAAACCAAGAGCUGCGUCCCUCACUUCGCCCGGACCGAGUUCUCAGUCGUGCGACAUCAUGAGGAGUUCAUCUGGCUACACAAUGCCUACGUGGAAAACGAGGAGUACGCCGGUCUCAUUAUCCCCCCAGCCCCUCCAAGGCCAGACUUUGAGGCUUCAAGGGAAAAACUGCAGAAGUUGGGUGAGGGAGACAGCUCUAUCACACGGGAAGAGUUUGCCAAAAUGAAGGAGGAGCUGGAAGCGGAGUAUCUGGCCAUCUUUAAGAAGACAGUUGCGAUGCAUGAAGUCUUUCUGCAGCGCCUGGCGGCCCACCCCACCCUGCGUCGAGACCAUAACUUCUUUGUCUUUUUGGAAUAUGGCCAGGAUCUGAGUGUCCGAGGAAAGAACAGGAAGGAGCUCUUUGGGGGGUUUCUGAGGAAUAUUGUGAAGUCUGCAGAUGAAGCCCUCAUCACUGGCAUGUCAGGACUCAAGGAGGUGGAUGACUUCUUCGAGCAUGAGAGGACCUUCCUGCUGGAGUACCACACCCGCAUCCGGGAUGCCUGCCUUCGCGCAGACCGAGUCAUGCACUCUCACAAGUGCCUGGCAGAUGAUUAUAUCCCUAUCUCAGCCGCACUGAGCAGUCUGGGAACACAGGAAGUCAACCAGCUAAAGACGAGCUUCCUCAAAUUGGCAGAGCUCUUUGAACGACUAAGGAAACUGGAGGGCCGAGUGGCUUCUGACGAGGACCUGAAGCUGUCGGACAUGCUGAGGUACUACAUGCGCGACUCACAGGCAGCCAAGGACCUGCUGUACCGGCGGCUGCGGGCACUGGCAGACUAUGAGAACGCCAACAAGGCACUGGACAAGGCGCGCACCAGGAACCGGGAGGUGCGGACCGCCGAGAGCCACCAGCAGCUGUGCUGCCAGCGCUUUGAACGCCUCUCCGACUCAGCCAAGCAGGAGCUCAUGGACUUCAGAUCCCGCCGCGUCUCCUCCUUCCGCAAGAACCUCAUCGAGCUGGCGGAGCUGGAGCUCAAACACGCUAAGGCCAGCACCCUGCUUCUCCGGAACACCCUUGUCAUCCUCAAGGGGGAACCUUAGAGCCACCAGAG
Lipotes vexillifer (Yangtze River dolphin) is the source of this 1223-nucleotide messenger RNA. It is a transcript of the gene SNX32, whose product is annotated as sorting nexin 32. The record is from RefSeq and is a predicted model, not a curated record. Lineage: Eukaryota; Metazoa; Chordata; Mammalia; Artiodactyla; Lipotidae. Gene Ontology annotation, cellular component: endosome. Gene Ontology annotation, biological process: retrograde transport, endosome to Golgi. The coding region runs from base 1 to 1212 and encodes 403 amino acids. The transcript has 13 exons. Gene Ontology annotation, molecular function: phosphatidylinositol binding.